AUGGCAGUGGCCGCCUCUCCAUCUCUCACUCUUCCUCCACCCGCGCAGCGCGCCACCCCAAAGCCGCGCCGCCGCACGCCGCCGCGAGACGUGGUCUCAUGGACGUCCGCCAUCGCGCGCCCGGCGCGGGAGGGCGACCUGCCGGCGACGGCCGCGGCGCUCUCCGCCAUGCUCUCCUCCCCCGCCGCGCCUGCGCCCAACGACGUCACGCUCCUCACCGUCAUCUCCGCCUGCGCCGGCGCCCCCUCUUCCCCGCUCGCCCGCCCCCUCGCGCUAUCUCUCCACGCCCUCGCCAUCAAGCUGUUCCCCGGCCACCUCCUCCUCUGCACCUGCCUCGCGCGGUUCUACCUCGCGUCCCGCCUCCCCCACCACGCCCUCCAGCUCUUCGGCUUCAUGCCUGUCAGGUCCGUGGUCACCUACAACACCAUGAUCACCGGUCUCAUGCGCAACGGCCUCGUCGCCGCCGCGCGCCAGGUGUUCGACGGAAUGCCGGACCCGGAUAAGGUCUCCUGGAUGGCGCUCAUCGACGGGUGCGUCAAGAACGGGCGCCACGACGAGGCGAUCUGCUGCUUCCAUGCCAUGCUGCUGGACGGCGUCGAGCCAGACUACGUCACGCUGGUAGCUGCUAUCUCCGCGUGCGCUGAGGUUGGCGCGCUCGGUCUUGGUAUGUGGGCGCACCGGUUCGUGACCAGGCAGAGGCUGGAGGGCAACAUCCGCAUCGCCAACUCGUUGAUGGACAUGUACGCUCGGUGCGGUCAGGUGGAGUUUGCACGGCAGGUGUUUGACAGCAUGAGGAAGCGGACGGUGGUCUCGUGGAACUCGAUGAUCGUCGGGUUCGCAGCCAAUGGACGGUGCAUGGACGCCAUCGAGCAUUUCGAGGCAAUGCGGAGAAUGGGGUUCAAGCCGGACGCUGUGACGUUCACGGGCGUGCUCACGGCCUGCAGCCAUGCCGGUCUCACGGACGAGGGACUGAGGUACUAUGAUGCCAUGAGGGUGGAGCACGGAAUCGCAGCGAGGAUGGAGCACUACGGGUGUGUGGUCGACCUUCUUGGCCGGGCCGGGCGCCUGGAGGAGGCCAUGAGCGUGGUGGUGACCAUGCCGAUGCGGCCAAACGAGGUGGUGCUGGGAGCUCUGCUCGCUGGGUGCCGGAUGCACGGAGACGUGGACAUGGCCGAGCAGCUGAUGCAAUACCUCGUCGAGCAGGACCCCGGCGGCGACUCGAACUACGUGCUGCUGUCGAACAUCUAUGCCGCUGUCGGGAAAUGGGAAGGCGCAGGCAAGGUCCGGAGCCUGAUGAAAUCCCGGGGAGUCAAGAAGAGGCCUGGCCGGAGCGCCGUGGAGAUCAACGGCGACGUGCAUGAGUUUGUCUGCGGAGAUCAGUCUCAUCCGCAGGCUGCUGAGGUGUUCGACAUGCUUGGCCUGCUGAGCCAUGAGAUGGCAGGGCGUGAGGCCGUGAGUUAUGAAUGAGCACUGGAAUGCAGAAGACAGAAGCU
Molecule: messenger RNA, 1493 nt
Organism: Triticum dicoccoides
Lineage: Eukaryota; Viridiplantae; Streptophyta; Magnoliopsida; Poales; Poaceae
Product: pentatricopeptide repeat-containing protein At1g05750, chloroplastic-like
Exons: 1
Coding region: 1-1467 (488 amino acids)
Biological process (GO): RNA modification
Molecular function (GO): RNA binding; protein binding
Source: RefSeq, a predicted model, not a curated record